This is a messenger RNA of Eublepharis macularius, 1068 nucleotides long. It is a transcript of the gene APOA1, whose product is annotated as apolipoprotein A1. The coding region runs from base 140 to 952 and encodes 270 amino acids. Lineage: Eukaryota; Metazoa; Chordata; Lepidosauria; Squamata; Eublepharidae. Gene Ontology annotation, biological process: lipoprotein metabolic process; lipid transport. The transcript is spliced from 4 exons. Gene Ontology annotation, molecular function: high-density lipoprotein particle receptor binding; lipid binding. Gene Ontology annotation, cellular component: extracellular region. The record is from RefSeq and is a predicted model, not a curated record.
CCUAAUUCCACCACCUCCACAGCUCCGAUCCCCCGCCUCUCUGUCUGGAGCUUCCAGUGGCUGGUCUUGAGGGUCUCUUUCUCUCCCCCCUCCACUGGGUGAUUCUUGGUCUAGGAAGCGGGUUAGAACACGUCCCAAGAUGAGAGGCAGCAGUGUGAUCCUUGCCCUCCUCUUCCUCACAGGAACCCAGGCCCGCUACUUCUGGCAGCAUGACGAGCCCCAGCAGUCCCCGGUGGAGCACCUCAAGGAGCAGUUCCGGAUUUACAUAGAACAUGCCCGGACCAGUGCUAGGGAAGUGAUCGACCAGCUGGACGCCUCCUCUUUUGGCCAACACUUCGAUCUGGACCUGGCUACCAAGGUGGAGACUGUGGCUGCUGUGGCUGAACAGAUCCGGGAGCAGCUGGCCCCCAGCUACCGAGCAAUCAAGGAACGCCUGGAUGCAGAUUACCAGGAGCUGACGGCAGACCUGGCGCCAAUCCAGGCCAAGAUCCAGCCCUUACUGAAUGACUUCCAUACGAAGCUGCAGCAGGAGGGAGAAGUCUUUUAUGCCAAGCUGAAGCCGCUGGCGGAGGAGUGGCGGGAGACUGCACGCCAAGACCUGGCGCAGCUGCAGAGCAAGGUGGAGCCCCUAGCUGCCGAGGCCCGGGACAAGGUGAGGGAGCUGGUGGCCGACUUCCGCCGGAAAAUAGCCCCCUACAAUGACGAGGUCCGCCAGAAGGUGAGCGAGAAGGUGCAGCAGGUGCAGGAGCGCCUGGCGCCCCGUCUGCGCGAGCUCUACACCACCGUACAGGAGCAGGUGGACGCGCUGCGGAAGACCCUGGUCCCCGUGCUGGAGGGCGCCCGCCAGCGGGCAGUGCCGGCCCUGGAGAGCCUGAAGAGCUACGUGGUGUCCCUGCUGAGCAACCUGCAGAAGAAGUUGGAGCAGCAGCAGCAGCAGCAGCAGGCGGCCUAGGGGCCACACUGUCUCCCAUACCUUCCUAUGCCCCAGGACCACUGAGCACCUGGCCGCCUUCCCCUCCUUCCCUCUCUCUCUGUGCAGCUGGUGCCAAAUAAAAGCCAUGCACGGGA